AUGAAUACACAGACCGCCACCGCCGCCCAGCUCUCUCAUUGGCGUCGUCAAUACGGCACCAGUUGGUUUGACGGCGCCGAUGAGAGUAGCGGGGACUACGACCUGUGCGCGGUCGAAGACGAGGAAGAGGACGAGAACGAGAGAUGGUGGGAAGAAGACUCCUCUGCUAUCGAGGACGAGGACGAGGAAGAGGACGAAUGCGACAUGGUGCAGGAUGUCGUACCUGAGGAACUUAAGCAACAGAAGCUUGGUGUCCCUAGCAUCAUGCUCACCACUACCGAGGGAAACGUCUUCUUCGGCAAUGCUAUCCCAGAGGGAACAUGGUGCACCGAGUCCCGUGAGUCCCUGGAUCUGCGCACAAAACACAUCAACAACGCAGAGACGUUCCUCUGCCCAGGCGACUGGAGACAGCUCCGCAACGCCUACCGCCUGUGGCAACAGCAGGAGUAUGACCAGCGGAUGGAGCAAAAUUUGGAGCUGGAGCAAGAACGACAGCAAAAGGAAAAAGAAGAGGCCGCAUUACGCGAGCACCAACAGCUCUACGCGCCCCUGAUCUUCCUCACGACCCCCGACGGCGACAUCCUCGCGGGCGACGAGAUCCCAGAGGGACAACGAGCCCAAGAGCCCUGCGAGGCUCGCCGCAGGAAACAGCAAUACGCCGCCAACGCAGAAACGCAACUGUGCCCGGGCAACUGGGAAAAGAUCCGCGACGCCAACCGCCCCGAGGAGACGGAAGAAGACGCGGUCCUACACGUCAACCUGCGCGAGGCAGAGGCCGCACUUCCCAAGGGCAGCCGCAGCUGGCAGAAGCGUCUCGCGCGCGUGAACCAGCGCAGCCAGCGGCGCCGGGCGAGACAGCAGGAGCUCGAGGAGGCGGAGCGGCUCUGGCGGCUGCAGAAGGUCCGGGUGGAGGAGUUUGUGGCCGAGAGGAGGGCCAAGGUUGAGGCGCUCGGGAGGAUUGGCGCGGCGGGGGAUUUCCCUGCGUGGAGUCGGAAGAUGGAUCGGGAGCAGGGGGAGGCGGAGGAGAGGCUUAGAGUGCUGAGGAGGGAGCUUGAGAAGAUGUUUGAGGGGGGUUGUGGGGAGGAAGGUGAGGUUGAGGAAUGA
Colletotrichum abscissum is the source of this 1104-nucleotide messenger RNA. RefSeq lists its product as uncharacterized. The coding region runs from base 1 to 1104 and encodes 367 amino acids. Lineage: Eukaryota; Fungi; Ascomycota; Sordariomycetes; Glomerellales; Glomerellaceae. The transcript has a single exon. The record is from RefSeq and is a predicted model, not a curated record.